This is a messenger RNA of Girardinichthys multiradiatus, 1079 nucleotides long. Its product is annotated as methylmalonic aciduria and homocystinuria type D homolog, mitochondrial-like. The transcript has a single exon. Gene Ontology annotation, cellular component: mitochondrion. The record is from RefSeq and is a predicted model, not a curated record. Gene Ontology annotation, biological process: cobalamin metabolic process. Bases 140 to 946 code for a protein of 268 amino acids. Lineage: Eukaryota; Metazoa; Chordata; Actinopteri; Cyprinodontiformes; Goodeidae.
UGGAGUGAAGAAGUAGGUCGGAAAUGCGCAUGUGCGAAUGUGAGUUUACAAGGACGCAACGAGUUUUUGUUAUUGAACUGAAAAACGCUGAAAAAACGGAACGAAACACGGAUUCUUCUGCAGGCAGAGGUUCGGUAGAAUGGCCUGUCUGAGUCCGGUUCUGUCUGGCAGAACCAGGCUGGUUAGGUACCUUCCCGGGAUCAGUGUGUUGGUUCACAGCAUGGCUGCAAGCAGAUCCAUGUCUGAAGCAGAACCUCGCACUGUAAGAAACUCUGGUCUGGUCACAGUCAGACCAACUGGAUCUGACCAGAACCCUGCCGGUUCGGACCUCUUGGACCAUCACCGUCACCUGUCUGAUCCAGUGGACAUACACUGCCCCCUGCAGGGAGAUGGAGAGCACAACAGGAGAAAUAAGCUCCGGGUUUUCCAGAUCAGUGGAGAUGAUUCCCAGGAGGUUCCUCCAUCUGAACUUUCCUUUUCCGACUCCAGGGUGGAGUGUGCCGUACUCUCCUGCCCUGAAUUAUUAAGGAAAGAUUUCCUUUCUAUGUUUCCUGAGGCUCCUUCCUCUGACAUGAUGAUCAUCACGGUGACCCAGAAGACCCAGAACGAUAUGACUUCGUGGAGCACAGAUGUGGAGCAGGAGAGGGAGCAGAUGCUGGAGAAGUUUGUUCAUGGAGCGAAGGAGAUCUGCCUGGCUCUGCAGCUAGAAGGGUACUGGGCUGACUUCAUCGACCCUUCUUCUGGCUUGGCGUUUUUUGGCUCCUACACCAACAACACGCUGUUUGAAACGGAUGAGAGAUACUCUCAGCUGGGCUUCCACAUCGAGGACCUGGGCUGCUGCAGAGUGAUCCGACAUUCCCUCUGGGGAACGCAUGUCUUUGUUGGGACAAUUUUCACCAGCACACCAUCUAGAUCCUUCAUUCUAGAGAAGCUGCAGAGCAUCUAAACACCCAGUAAAAAAAAAAAAAAACUUGAUUUGUUUAUUCCUGCACCAUUUUAAGGUGUUGGCAUUUAUUUCUUUGAGAGUAUGGAGGUCAGAAAGUGCUAUAAUUCAAAAAAUAAACAUAUAUUUACUUAAA